Molecule: messenger RNA, 519 nt
Organism: Telopea speciosissima
Lineage: Eukaryota; Viridiplantae; Streptophyta; Magnoliopsida; Proteales; Proteaceae
Product: protein MOTHER of FT and TFL1-like
Exons: 4
Coding region: 1-519 (172 amino acids)
Source: RefSeq, a predicted model, not a curated record
AUGUCUUCUUCUGUCCAAUCUCUGGUUAUCAGCCGAGUUAUAGGCGAUGUUAUAGACAUGUUUUCUCCUUCUGUGAGCAUGUCGGUGAAGUAUGGAAUCAAGGAUGUCUCUAAUGGCUGUGAUAUAAAGCCAUCCAUGGCCACGAAUCCUCCCCAUAUCGUGAUCUCUGGCCACCAUGACGACCUCUUCACUCUGGUGAUGACUGACCCAGAUGCACCAAGCCCCAGCGAACCCUCCAUGCGUGAACUGGUCCAUUGGAUUGUGGUGAAUAUUCCUGGUGGCACAAACCCAACUCGUGGGAAAGAGAUACUGGCGUAUUCAUGCCCUCGUCCACAGUUGGGGAUACACCGAUUCGUAUUUGUGCUAUUCAAGCAGAAGGGUGUGUUGAAUGAGGUGGAGCAGCCGGAAACUUGCAACAACUUCAGCACUAGGGCUUUCACCAAUAAACUGGAGCUUGGCAUUCCUGUGGCCACCGUCUACUUCAAUGCACGUAAGGAGCCCGCCCACAGGAGACGCUGA